Molecule: messenger RNA, 1264 nt
Organism: Aspergillus sclerotioniger CBS 115572
Lineage: Eukaryota; Fungi; Ascomycota; Eurotiomycetes; Eurotiales; Aspergillaceae
Gene: rasB
Product: Ras small monomeric GTPase RasB
Exons: 3
Coding region: 344-1069 (241 amino acids)
Biological process (GO): signal transduction
Cellular component (GO): plasma membrane
Molecular function (GO): GTPase activity; GTP binding; GDP binding
Source: RefSeq, a predicted model, not a curated record
UUCCCAUCUUUGGUUGCUUUUUCCACAUUAUUGGUUUAAAGGUCGCAGUAACGCAAAUCCGGCGACUUCUCCAUCGCUUUUCUCCCAGACCUUUCCCUUCGACUUCUCCCCCCCACGGCGCUUCAGCCGUACUUCUUAGGACCCCCAGCGUUUCGCAAAUCGCAACGCUCCGUUCCCGCGUCCGUGCUUACCGUGGAGCCCUCAUAGAUCUCUUUGCUUUUCUUUUCUUUCCCUCUCUCCCUCCCUUACCCUUGUGGUCUCCUCCCGCACCGGUUAUUUUCAGGUGCACACCGAAUACCCCAGAAUUUCUCACCCUACCUUCGGGAUACGAUAAUCAAUCGCCAUGUCGGGAAAAAUGACGUUGUACAAAUUGGUGGUGCUAGGGGAUGGUGGUGUCGGGAAAACAGCCCUUACAAUUCAGCUUUGUCUAAAUCACUUCGUUGAGACAUACGACCCGACCAUUGAAGACUCGUAUCGUAAGCAAGUCGUGAUUGACCAACAGUCAUGCAUGUUGGAAGUGCUGGAUACAGCAGGCCAAGAGGAAUACACGGCAUUGAGGGACCAAUGGAUUCGUGACGGUGAAGGGUUCGUUCUUGUUUACAGCAUUACCUCGAGGGCCUCCUUCUCCCGGAUACAGAAAUUCUACAACCAGAUCAAGAUGGUCAAGGAGUCGGCCAAUUCUGGGUCACCCUCUGGCGCCAGUUACCUGGGGUCUCCGAUCCACGCGCCCUCAGGUCCCACGCUCCCAGUGCCAGUCAUGUUGGUUGGUAACAAAAGCGACAAAGCUGUCGAGCGCGCUGUUUCGGCCCAGGAAGGACAAGCACUAGCAAAAGAUCUCGGCUGUGAAUUCGUCGAAGCCUCGGCAAAGAACUGCAUCAAUGUCGAAAAGGCGUUUUACGACGUCGUUCGAAUGCUCCGACAACAGCGCCAGCAACAGCAGGGGCGGUCUCAAGACAGACGAACGACCGGCUUGGGUCCUAUGCGUGACCCUGGUCCGGAGUAUCCUAGAUCGUUCCGGCCCGACCGUACGGGAAGCCAUCGCCGCCCGUUCAAGUGCACGAUUCUGUGAAUAGGUGGUCAUGAAUGGCCCAUUCAGCUGGCUGAUUGAUUCUAUUCCUGGUUCCUAUAUUUUGGCUCCUGCUGCUGCAAGGAGCCCAAGGAUAUGCCUUUCUUCCUCGAUCAGUCGGGGGUCCAAUUGUUGCUUCACACCAUUUUUUCCCUCACACGUCUGCCCCGACCUACCUAUCUCUUACUCUUCUUAUAU